CCCCUGUAUUUUUGAAUUUGUGGAAUUAGGAGGUACGAGGUUAUUUUGGCCACAGUCGGGUCGGGGGUUUAUGCCCCCCCCUUACCUAUUGUCUACAUUAGGGCGCGCUGUGCACACAAAAGCCCCGGAUAGAUUGGCUAGUCAGUUUUCGGUGUUUACAAGCGCUGUAUCUUGUGGAUUAAAGUAUUUAAAAUGGUAUCACAAUAUACGAAGAAGACAAGGCGAGAAGCAGCAUAUACCGUACACCUCCCCGCAUGUAGCCUACUCUAGUAGGCUGUGGUUUUCGAGACCGUUCGGUUCCGCGUCUCGAUAUUCGGACACCGUGGCUGUGAGCCCCCACCGUUAACUGAGCACGUAGGAUCAGUGAGAGGAUAAGGGACCCGGAAGGAAAGGAAUUGGAGACUAUUUGAUACCAAAUCGGGACACAUGUUGAGUUAACGGGCCUAGUCCACCACCAUCUACCCCCCUAAGCGUUUCUAGAUUUCUCUUUUUCUAGUUGUUGACUUUACUCUCGAAUAAUUGCCUGCGAACUGAUUCGUCUUUGAUCUCACAGCGACCUGCAUUUUUCUGGGACUAUGGAUCUUAGUAAAAUGGCUGUGAGCAUCAACAAGGCCAUCAACACACAGGAGGUCGCCGUCAAAGAGAAGCAUGCCAGGACCUGUAUCCUGGGAACCCACCACGAAAAGGGCGCCCACACCUUCUGGGCUGCCGUCAACCGUCUGCCUCUUUCCAGCAAUGCAGUCCUCUGCUGGAAGUUCUGCCACGUCUUCCACAAGCUUCUGCGAGAUGGCCACCCCAACGUGAUAAAGGACUCGAUGAGGAACAAAGCUGACCUUAGUGACAUGAGCAGGAUGUGGGGUCACCUGAGUGAAGGAUAUGGCAAGUUGUGUAGUGUCUACCUCAAACUGCUCAUCACAAAGAUGGAGUUCCACGUGAAGAAUCCCCGUUUCCCCGGUAACCUCCAGAUGUCAAACAGACAGCUUGAUGAGGCAGGAGAGAAUGAUGUCAACAACUUCUUCCAAUUGACUGUGGAGAUGUUUGACUACCUGGAGUGUGAGCUUAACCUCUUCCUGGGUGUGUUCAGCUCCCUGGACAUGUCGCGGUCCGUGUCGGUGACAGCGGCAGGUCAGUGUCGCCUGGCCCCUCUGAUCCAGGUCAUCCUGGAUAGCAGCCAUCUGUAUGACUACACUGUUAAGCUGCUCUUCAAGCUCCACUCCUGCCUUCCCGCCGAUACACUCCAGGGCCACAGAGACCGCUUCCAGGAGCAGUUUAAGAAGCUGAAGAGUCUGUUUUACCGCUCCAGUAACCUGCAGUACUUCAAGAGGCUCAUUCAGAUCCCACAGUUACCUGAGAAUCCGCCUAACUUCCUGCGAGCGUCUGCCUUGUCUGAGCACAUUAGUCCCGUGGUGGUCAUCCCGGCCGAGUCGUCCUCCCCCGAAACGGAGCACAUGGUGGACAUGGUGACGGAAGACCUGGUGGACACAGACGUCCCGAACCAGCCGACCGCUGUGGUGGAACCCAGGUUCGACGACCUGUUUGGCACGUCCGCCUCCACGGACCCCUUCAACUUCAACAGUCAGAACGGGAUGUGCAAGGACGAGAAAGACCGUCUGAUCCAACAGCUGACACAGGAGAUCGACUCCCUGAAGGAGGAGCUGGAGUCCUUCAGAUUGGAGAGUGGGCGUCUGUGCCAGGCGCUGCGGGGGCGUGUCAGCGAGCUGGAGGCGGAGCUAGCAGAACAGAGCCACCUGAGGAUGCAGGCCCUGGGGGAGAGCGAGUUCCUGAGGGCGGAGCUUGAUGACCUGCGUCGGGUCAAAGAGGACACGGAGAAAGAGCAGCGCAGCCUCACGGAGAUCGAGAGGAAGGCGGUUGCUAAUGAGCAGCGGUACACCAAGCUGAAGGAGAAGUACACAGAGCUGGUGCAGGGUCAUGCUGACCUGCUGAGGAAGAACGCAGAGGUGACCCGUCAGAUGACCGUGGCUCGGGCCGCUCAGGACGAGGUGGACUGCAUAAGGAGGGAGAUGCAGGAGAAGGUCAAGGCUGCCCAGGAGAACGCAGAGAGACAGGAGCACGACCAGGUAAAACAGCUUCAGGAGCUGCAGAGAGAAUUGGUCUCCAGCAGGGCAGAGCUAGAGACCCUGAGAGUCACCAUGGCAGCAUCUCAACAGUCAAGUGAAGAGCUCGGUGCUCAGCUCUCAAUUAUGGAGACGGAGAAGGCGGAGCUAGUGGAAUCCUUGUCGAAGAAAGAGGCAGAGCUUUCUGGUCUCGGGGAGGAGCUGGAGCGUAUUCAGAGCAGCCUGGCCAAUGAGAGGGAGAGCGGAGUGAAGACUGCAGAGGCCCUACAGAACCAGCUCAAUCAGAAGGAGAGCAGGGAGCAGGCACUGGAGAGCCAGCUGGUGGCAGCACGCUGGGCCACCCUCCAGGGGGCUGUGGAGGAGGCAGAGAGGAUAGUCACAGAGUCCCUCGCCCUGCUUGACGAUCCAGCUCAUAUCAGCUGCACGAGCUCUGCAGACUACCUGGCCUCCAGGUGUCAGGCCUCUCUGGACUGUUUGGACAGACUUCAUUCUGCCAGGAAUGCCUACCUGUCAGACAACUCAGGUUUGUCAGAGCUGGUGCGGGCAGUGACCCAGUUUGCCCACCUGGUGGGUGACACAAUCGUGCAGGGCAGUGCCACCUCUCACAUGGUGCCAGUGGAGCAGGCAGACGCCCUGUCAGACAGCGUGAAGGCGUGUGGGGGGGAGGCCCUGGCCCUGCUGGCUCAGAUGAAGGAGCAGGAGAGCCUGGCGGCGGCAGACAGCGCCACCCUGAGGGCUGCGCUGGACGGUGUCCUGGCCACUGCAGAGAAACUGCGUCCUCGGGGUCUGGAGCUGCAGCAGGGGGAGCUGGGAGAUCUGGUGGAGCAGGAAAUGGCUGCCACCUCGGCCGCGGUCGAGUCAGCAGCCACCAGGAUAGAGGGCAUGCUGAACAAGUCACGUGCUGUCGACACAGGGGUCAAGAUGGAGGUCAAUGAGAGGAUCCUGGCCUCCUGUACAGACCUGAUGCAGGCCAUCAAAGAGCUUGUUUUGUCUUCCAAAGAUCUGCAGAGGGACAUUGUGGAGAGUGGCAGGGGGGCAGCCUCCAUGAAGGAGUUCUAUGCCAAGAACUCUCGCUGGACGGAAGGCUUGAUCUCAGCCUCCAAAGCUGUGGGUUGGGGUGCCACUGUCUUGGUGGAUGCUGCAGACCUGGUGGUACAGGGCAAAGGCAAGUACGAGGAGCUCAUGGUGUGUUCACAUGAGAUCGCAGCCAGCACCGCUCAACUGGUGGCUGCGUCCAAGGUGAAGGCAGACAAAGACAACGCCAACCUUGGCCGCCUAAAGCUGGCCUCCAGGGGGGUCACACAAGCCACAGCUGGGGUCGUGGCCUCCACCAAGUCAGGGAAAUCCCAGAUCGAGGAGAAAGACACCAUGGAUUUCUCUAGUAUGACCCUGACUCAGAUCAAGAGGCAGGAGAUGGACUCACAGGUUUCCGUGUUGGAACUGGAAACAAAGCUGCAGAAGGAGAGGGAGCGUCUGGGAGAGCUGAGGAAGAAACACUACGAGCUGGCCGGGGUGGCUGAGGGUUGGGGGGAGGAGGACGAAGGUACAGUUUGAUUUCCGUUCCUCCAACCAGAAGACCGGCUUCUCUCUCGCCCCCCCUCUCGCCCCCUUUAUAACUCUCUUCAGUCUUUCUCUUGCUCUUAUCUCUUUAAAAAAAUGUAUUAAAGCCAAAUAAAAAGGUGCUUUUUAAAAUGCUCCUCCCACCCCCGGGAGCUUCCAAUCGGACGGUGAUGAGAGGGGACCGCAACGGUGGACGAACGACCUGCCUGGCGCCUCCCCCUUUGGACUGGUGACCAAUAGCACACAUGCAGACAGGCCCCCCCCCCCCCCCCCCGUCUGCCAAGUAUUUAUUUCAGUUAUCCAAAGGUUCCCUUCAUGCGGUCAAAGCACCCCCAGUGUCACCGCGGAGAGACCCACCACAAGCACAGGUUCUUCACAACCAGACAUCCCAGGAUGCAUUGCACAAGAGCCAUUCGCUCCUCGGAGGGAGAUUUGACUGUUUUCCAAUUGGGAUCUAGCCCUGGCCCGCGCACGUCUCUUCAGUGUAAGCAUAACGGCCUCUUGUGUUAAAUGGUGGCGUGGUGCUGCGCUUUAGGGGUUUUAACCUCUCCACUGUGUAUCAGUGAGAACUCUUAUUCUCCUCCUUCCUUGUCCCCAGACCCCCCCCCCCCCCCCCCCCCCCCGGUUCCUUUAUCUCUAACCCAAACGCUAUCGGAGCUAUCCUCCCACCGGGAUACAGAUUUAUGCCUUUUCACCCUCUUUUAAAAACCACAGUGACUGUUUUUAUUACAGCUGGCCCAGGUAGCCUGUUGAUACGCUAAUGAGGCUAGUUUGGAGUGUCUGAGGGGCGACUGCCUGGCUUUGAGGGUGGGGUUGAAGUGACGUAUGAUGCUGGCGGGUGGCUUUGAACCCUGGGUGGUGUGCGUUAGAGAACAUGGCGUGAAAAUCGGGUUGCUGCCCGACACUGAUCAUGUUGGCCUGUUGAAUGGCUGUGUGGCUCUGAGACUCCUGGGCUCAUUAAUAUGGCGUGAGCACUUUCUUCCCUGGCUGCCGUCAGAUUCGUUACCCUUCUCCCAGACUGGCAUUUUGGGAGGAUGCACAUCAUUGGUUUAACUAGUGUAAGAAAUAUUGUGGAAUGAGCCAGUGCGCACACUCCAAGGAGAAAGGUGGGGAAUUUGAAUGCAGCCCUGCACAAACCACCCUGCUGUGUUGUCUGGUGCUUUCACAGAUGAUGUAGCUAUAAAGCAGGGCUGUUCUACUCGCUUCCUGGAGCUGAAGCUUUUCAAGGUUUGUUUCCACUGGGUACUUUGUUACACUCACCUGGUGUCCCUGGUCUGUAUCAGUGCCUGGUCUGUGUCGGUGCCUGGUCUGUGUCGGUGCCUGGUCUGUGUCAGUGCCUGGUCUGUGUCAGUGCCUGGUCUGUGUCAGUGCCUGGUCUGUGUCAGUGCCUGGUCUGUGUCAGUGCCUGGUCUGUGUCAGUGCCUGGUCUGUGUCAGUGCCUGGUCUGUGUCAGUGCCUGGUCUGUAUCAGUGCCUGGUCAGAGAGAGAGAGGAGGAAACCUGGAGUGUUGGUUUGGUGUUGAAUAUGUAAAGCCUAAUCGCCUGAAACUCAACUGGCCAGUUCCUCUAGGUUUGCAACACUCCAAACAGGAAUUCAUUUAGACCUGGGAAACCAGGUGGGUGUAAUUAAUGAUGAGGUUCCGGACAUUUUAGGGUUGGAGUUAAAUACCCUGGGCUGGCCAGUGGACACUUAUAUCAUCAACACUACCAGUCCACAGAACCAAUUAUGGCCGAGUGGUGUUCACAAUUCUCACACCUGUAGCCUAAUUACAUUUAAAACAUUAAGCAGAUUCUUUGAUCCAGAGCUUACAGUAGUGACCACACACAUUCCCCCCCCCCCCCCAACUGUGCUGCAAUGGGUGUCUUAUGAAAAUGUGUCAAUAAGGGCUCCAGGUGAUGAUCUGAGAUUACACUGUCACUAGAGGGCAGAGUUCUGUCACUAGAGGGCAGAGUUCUGUCACUAGAGGGCAGAGUUCUGUCACUAGAGGGCAGAGUUCUGUCACUAGAGGGCAGAGUUCUGUCACUAGAGGGCAGAGUUCUGUCACUAGAGGGCAGAGUUCUGUCACUAGAGGGCAGAGUUCUGUCACUAGAGGGCAGAGUUCUGUCACUAGAGGGCAGAGUUCCACAGGAGAGCUGCUAUAAUAAAGACUCAUCAUGAAAUAUGUUCCUCCACUCUUGCCCAUGGCCACUGUUGCUUUUCAAUCUGGUUUUAUGAAAGUAAAUGGGAACAUUGCGUUGUUUGGUUUGCCACAAAUUCCGUUAUCAGGGUUUCAUCCUGUAUUUGUUAUACUUAUAAAAAAAAAUUGUAUACGGUUAACUGCGGUUUGGAGCUUGUGUGGUGCAAUGGAUCCAAUGGAAUACUCCCAAGCGUACAGCCAACCACGCCUUUCUGGAACACCAGGCAGGUUCAGGGGAACAGAACUGAAUUAAAGUUUUUGAAAGAACUAAUCCGGUUUGAACCACGAUCUGAUUUCAUAACGGUAUAUUGUCUCUGUGUGUCAUGUUUAUGGAGUUAGUCUUCCUAUGUGUCUUAUAACAAUGUUAAUUUUUAUUUACCAUCAAACCAUGUUAUUGAAAGCUCUCACAUUAUUUUUGCAAUUUCACUUGUUCUUGAAAGAAAGUGACCCAAACAACAAUUCAUUACAUCAUUGUGCAGGGUGUCCAUGAAGCAGGAACAAUGGCACCCAAAACGAUGUAAUGUUUUUAGAAGCUGGAAUACGUGGCUCAGGGUGAUUUGGACGCUGCCUUCAGUUCAUUGUGCCACUGCAGCAUGAGUUCAAAACCAGUCCACUGCAAAAAAAAACGUUCUUACCUUUCCCUGUUUCAACGACUUGGGAUUGAUGUUUGGGUUAAGUAAAAAAAAAUAAAAAAGGUAAUAAAAACUUGAGAAAUUGUGGAAAAUGUUGGAGACCCUUUUAUAGCAUGUCAUCAAAAAUAGAGAUUUAGUUGUAAGAAAGCCAACUUCUUUAUUGACCCUUUACCUAGUUUGUAUUAUCCUGCUAUGCUUUUGGCUGUUGUAUAUAAAAAGUUGUGACACUGGGUAUUUAAUGAUGAUUUAGCCCUGUUCUUCUCUCCCUACUUCCUGGUCAUUAAUUUCUCACCCUUUGGUUUGUCUGUAGUCCAAACAGCUCAGCCAGCCUUUUGAACUGCCACUCACUGUAGUUAAAGAGAAACAAACAAUAUUCAAAAUAAUAUUGUCUUUUUAUGAUAUACUAAAUAAUAUGUAUGUGGUUUUUUUCAGUUUUUAAAAUAAAUAUUUCAACUUAUUAAUACCUUU
Messenger RNA from Esox lucius (northern pike), 6911 nucleotides. RefSeq names its product huntingtin interacting protein 1 (gene hip1). The transcript is spliced from 31 exons. Gene Ontology annotation, molecular function: actin filament binding; phosphatidylinositol-3,4-bisphosphate binding; clathrin-cargo adaptor activity. The coding region runs from base 576 to 3629 and encodes 1017 amino acids. Gene Ontology annotation, cellular component: presynapse; actin cortical patch; clathrin-coated vesicle. Gene Ontology annotation, biological process: actin filament organization; clathrin coat assembly; endocytosis. The record is from RefSeq and is a predicted model, not a curated record. NCBI's taxonomy places the organism in Eukaryota, Metazoa, Chordata, Actinopteri, Esociformes, Esocidae.